AUGGAUGAUGUUUUGAGUAGUCACGCCGUUGUUUCAACUCGGCCGCCGAAAAUUCCGAUGGCCCACUCAAAAAGGCAUUCAUUGCAUUCUGGAGAGUCGAUCACCAAGUUUAACAAACUCAAGAAACAUGCCAGUCAGCCCAAGCUUCGAAAAGAUGUGCUUACUGGAUCUCUGACGAGUUUAAACUUGGAUAGUUCGAAAAAGUAUUCUAGUUUAGCUCAUAUCAACUCACUCAAAGGUACUGCAAAAACUCUGAGUGCCAGCAAUCUUGCGGCUAUUUCGGACUCGAAUCUAUCCCUCAAGGAAGCUAUGCCAAUGCGUAGCUACGAUCAGCCUAAUUCGUCCUAUUCCGAAAUGAAGAGCCAUUUUGAAGAUUUGGUGAAAUGCUACUACAACCAGCUUACCAAGGGCUGUGGAAAUAGCAACUGUAAAAACAAGUUUUGUUUUUCCUGCAAAGACGGAGUGCGAUUCUCCCCUGAUGUUGCUGGAGUGAUGAGCAUAGAACUGGCCACAAGAAAUAAAAAGCACAUUUGUGUUCCUGAGAACCGAAGGAAUGAUCCUUUACCUGGCAAUCUUUUUGUUGGAGAGCCUAGGCGUGCGAGGCCAUUUCUGCACUGUCUUUUCUCAACAACACCAUUCAAAACACUUUUCCAGCCCAGCCCUCCAAGAAGAAACUCUGAGGGUAAUUUUGCUUUACCAAACCAUCACAGUGAGUCUAAGAAAAGGCAAGCAAGUGGAUCUUUUGAUCAAAUAAAUUUCAAAGCUGAAUUAAGUGAUGGUGGAAAUGAGAAAACUGGCAAAAGAGGGUUAAAUGUUCCGUCAUCAGAUAUCAAAGAUGAUUCAAAAAGACAUGUUUUUACUCUCGAUAGUACAGAAUUUUCUAAAUUGAAUCUGUCUGGUAAUCGUGUUCAUGAGCAUACACUUUCAGGAAUGCCACCUGAACUUUUCAGCUCAAACAGCUCAUUAAAUGACCUUAUUGAUUUGGAAGAGUUUGAGAAGGAAUGCGCUCUUGAGAUGUCAUCAAGUCAUAUUCAAGAGUUCUCACUAACUCAUUUAACAUUACCAAUGCUUGAAUCUUCGGUCCAAAAUUACAAGGAGUGUAAAGAUUCGGCUUUUCUUAUCAAUACCAUCAGAACAGUAUUCACAUCAUCUGAGGCCUUGAAUGAAAGUUUUAGGACAUCUAAAGGUGAUGGCCGUGAUUCUCUUGAUGUUUCUGCUGUCAGGGAAGCCUACACUCUUCUUUUGGGUUUGGAGCCUAAAGACACAUUUAUUCAACCACUAGUCAAUUCCUUAGAAAUUCAUCUCGCUGCUCUAAGCUCAGUUACUAUGAACCCAGAUGAGGUUUCACAGCUGGUCAUUUUACUGGAAAAUCCCCUUGUCCAGGAAUCUCAAGCCCUUUUACGAAAACUUUGUCAAGUGAUCAGUCAGCUUCCUGCUGACUCACGGCAAUCACUGAUUGCAAUCUUUAUGAGCUAUGAUGUGGAAUCAUUUAAGCAGUUGCUUCAGGUGGGAUGUAUAUUACAACAAAAAAUAUAAAGUUGCCAUAAGUAACUUUAAUGUGCUACCAUAAACUGCUACUUAUAAGCCCUCGGCUUAUGCAUCUUCGUAAGGGGUUCUAUUAGGGCCUCUAAACAAAGAGGCAUCGGAGUGGGCUUAUAACUGGACUAGAAAAGAUGCUUUCAAAACAAGCUAUGACAGUGCUGAUCCAAAUAUGGUUUGCAUUUGCUGGUUUUUAAUUAGGCCUCAAAACAUCACAAUAAAUCAAAUUCAUUUCAGUAAGAGCUAGGGUGGGGCUUAUAUCCCGGGGCACGUUUGUCGGUUAUUUUGGAUGAAUUUCUUGUUUUCUAAAAGAUGGGCCUCGAACUGGGGUUGGGGGGAGGGGGUUUAUAAGUGGAAGUUUACAGUAUUACUUUUCUAGUGCUUGUAUAAUUUUUAGCUUGUAGUGUGCAGUCAGGUGGAGUUGGUGGAUCCAAUCCAAGAAGUGGAGCAGGAUGGUGGGGUCUGGGGUUGUAGACCCUACUAAGUGUACCUAUUAGGCCCUUGCUGCUCAAAAGGAGGAUAACGCUAUCCAUGCGUCAGGUCAUAGAUUGUUUUGUUGUAGUUGAUUAAAUGCUUUAAAGCUGAAAUUACUACAACAAAAGAUUCUUCUGGUAGUUUUUAAAAGUUGCUUAGCAUUUUCUUUCUUAAUUAAUUUUACCCAAUCACAAUUACCAAUUGCCCUCAUGAAGUUUACGAGAAAGCUCCUGAAUGGAAAGGAACUAAGAGGGUGGAAGGCAUUACCUGGGUGAAACACUGAACCUUGCAACAGGCUGGGACCACCUUAAUAGUAUGAAAAAUUCCUUGAAUAAACCCCUAACGGGAAUUGGAGUCCCUUUCAUUACCCCUGGGUUACUCACCGAUUGAAGCUCACAAACAAAGCACAAGAUUCAAAAGAACAACUUUUCAAUAAAGUUAAGUUUAUUUCAAUUCUCUUUUCAAGGUUCUUCAGGAAUACUUGAGUAGCAUGAUUUCUCCUGGACAGCGCAGCAUGCAACACUUGUUAGAAGCUUGUAAAUCACUGGCUAUACUCUACGAUGCCUGCCGUCAGCUCAACAGGAGGAACAGAGAGGACUUUCUUUCCCUUUCUGAGUUUUAUAAUGAAGAUCUCUCUCUCAAAAUGGAUUUCAAGAAGGAAUAUGAGCACUGGAGAAAUUUAAACUCCACCAAAAGGUACCGACAGAGUCCAUGCAAAAUAGUAAGAAAUGACCAUCAGCAAGGUGAUAAUGUAAACCAAUACGUGAAAACUCCUUUGUUUAGCUCUCCUUCACAAGUCAUUUAGGGCAUGUUUGAUUGACCGUAUUCCAAUAUAACAAUAAAAGGAGUAAAUUCUAUAAACUGCAGUGCAAUUUAUACCAAAAAAGUACAGUCGUAUCAAGAAAUCCCCUGGAAAUAUUAUAUUGCAGUGUAUUUAGUGUUUAUGUGGUCCAAAAAUCACAAUAUAAAAGAUUUGUAGCAAGUCUUUUGUGUAUUGUUAUUCCAUAAUACAGUGAAGCGAACACGCUGUAAGUUUCCUGUUAAUCAACCGCAUCAGGGCAAUGUAUGGUCAACUCUGUGUAAAGCCUAUUUUUUUUUGUAUGUUGAGAAAAUCCCAGUUAAUCAGGGAUUUCACCAUUUCCUUAUCCUCCCAGAUUCUAUUGAUAUGUGGGGUUCUCAUUGAGUUUUAAAGUAGACAGCUAGGAUGUAAAAGCAGGUGGCUUAGCAAUCGAGUACUGUAGGCAAUUUCAGGCUUUCAUUCCCUCACUAAAUACCACGCAGCCUUUUUCCCAAAAAGUACAUGGCUCAAACAUCAAAGUUGCCAGUUUUUUAGCCAGUUGCCAGUACUUGAUGAGAACCCUGGAUAUGUUAGGAAAAUCUCAGAGUCUGCUGUCCACAGACUGUUGCUGAAAUCUGGGACACAUAAGGAAAAGAGAAAUGCCACAGGAUGGUUGUGAUAUUGUGAAAUCCCUGAUCAUCUGGAGUUUUCCUGACUUAUGAUAAAUAUCAAAACAGAAAAAAAAAAAAAAAAAAAAAACAGACCUAAAAGGGACACCAUGAGGGCCAGCACUAAAUACCCAUGGAUCUUAGGGAGAUGUCCUUCUCAUUCAGAGUCAAAUUAAAGGAGUAAAGAAUUGCGAGGACCAUCUUUAGGAGUCUGCCUUAGUGAUAUGUCUAUAGGUUAUAGUAGCCCAAUUUUAGCAGCUUUCAUAUGUUCUUUCUUACAUGUUGGUAAAUUGAACCUGAUCUCAGGUUAAUGUUAUAUACAUUAGGUGCUAUUAAAAAAUAGUUGUCAGUACUUGAAAUUUUUCUAACUGACCAAUAGGGGAAGCUUGAAUAGUCUUGUGGUGAUCUGAGUUAUCUACUUUACAUGUUUGACAAUCUGUGAACUGAGUCUUCCUCAUUUCAACACUAAAUAUUCCAUAUGUUACUGUUCUAAUUAUUUUCUAAAAUCUCAUUGCCAUAUUGUGUCAUGAGACUGCUGCAGAUGCCUCUCAUAAUGACAGAAUUAAUGUAAGUAUGUUUAAAGAGGAAUCCUGUACUUACAGUUGACUUCUUUCCUUGAAUAUAAUAUUAUUUGCUUUUUUAAAUUUAGUUUGGAAAGAGACCAGAAUCUCUCUCUUCUCGAUUAUCCAUUUUUUCUGGAUCCAACCUCAAAGGUAUUUUACAUAGUUCCAGAUACUUUUUAUAAUUUCUCCUCCCUCCCUCCCUCCUUUUCCUCUCCACACCCCUUUCCCCAUUCCCCCUUCCCACCCUUCUGUGGAAGGUCAGUGGGAUUUUUGACGGAGGAGUUCUCUUUCAAACUUUCAUAAAGGAAACUAUGGCGUUAGAAGGUUUUUUUGAGGGAAAGUGUGAAUAAGUUUUGUAAAAUUGCGUUAUAAGACGUCAUUGUCAUCAUCGUCACAAUCAUACAGACCUCCUGGCUGGGAUGCUCUGAACAUUGAUCUCAUUCUGCACAUUCGAAUCUGGGGUCUUGUUCGCGUGAUCCGUGUAAAUUUCAGAUUCAUUUGAGAUCAUAUCUGGGAAUGACAUUUUACUUGAAUGCACUGGGCCGCUUGGUCUUCACAGAAGGAGGGAUUGCCGUGAUCUCCCCCUCUGCCCAUUGGCAAAAUGGCGACGGCGCUUUGUCAUAAACUGGCCGGCACAAAUAUCAUAAUUUUCUUUCUCCUCAAUAGGUUCGAGUCUUGAAGAUUGAUGCCGUAUCACAGAUGAGAGUGGAAUACCAAAAUGCAAUAGUGCACCAAGCACGUGUACAGCAGGCGCAGAGAAUACGAGAGGAGGUCGAGAAAACACAAAAUGAUCUGGAAGAUGCAGUUAAAUCUGCCAUAUGCCCGUUUCUUGUUCUUGAAGUCCGCCGUGAUCAUCUGAUUCAAGACACAUUAAAUCAGAUCCACCUCAAGGUUCGUGCUAAGCAGAGUGUAAUUCAUGUAUUGUGGAACCCCGCCCUACGGACACCCGCUUAAUAAGGACACCCGUAUUUGACGGAAUGUUUAUAAGAAGUGAUGUGAUAUGUGAUCAACAUGUCACGAGCACGGGACAGAAAAAAUCUGAGUCCCCGACAGGAAUUGAACCUAUGACCUUACGUACCAGGUUCAUUACGAGGUUCAAUACGAUUUUAUUACUUAAAAACCGUGGCAAAAUAGCGUGAUAUGUUUGAAGUCCGUCUUUCCUCCGGAGGUUGACCCUUGUACUGAAGUCCUUAAACUAAGUUUUUGUGCCUCCUGCUGCACAAUUUUGAUUUCUUUUGCUUUAUGCUGCAGUCUUUUGUCCUACCUUUCUAUUUCUUUGUCUGUUUUUGUGUUUUUGUCUUAAUGUCAAUAAUUUAUGUGUCCGUGACGUUUUUCUGAGAACCCACUCUAAUACGGACACCCGUUUAACUAAUACAUACACUAUAGCAGUGGCGGAUCCACACCUUCAGAUAAGUAGGGGGGAGGGUCAUCCAGACCCUGAGAUAAGGGGGAGGCGUCCCUGUGGUGGCGGGUUUCACUGUACAAAUUUUACACAUUCCAGUUACGUACUGUUUUAUUUUCUCCGUCGGUAGGAGUUUGACCUGAAGAAGCCCCUGAAGAUCAAGUAUGUCGGCGGAGGAGAGCAGGGGCUGGACAUGGGAGGACUACAGAAAGAAUUCUUUCACAUGAUUGUUGAAGCUGUUUUUGACCCGGGUAAAUAUCCCAACCUUUUAUUGGGGUUCAUGUGUUGCACCAGCUCGUACAAAAUAAUUUACGCGGCUGAUGGGAUCAGAACGCGUCAGUCCUUUUUAGCGACAGAAUUGCCACGCAUAGAGAGUGGCAAAGCCCCGGGGGAUUCUUCUCGAAGUCCCCCGGCAGCAAAGUUUAUUCCAGGAGUGCUUCAGUGGUAGAAAUUCCGCAGGUUACACGGGCUAGCCGUAAGUCUUUUAGACCCUAACGGUUGUGAACUCUCGUUCACCUCCCUUACACCCGGGCUUUAUUUUCUCGUGACAUGGCUAUUUCGGCGCGAAAUUUAAGUUUAGGGUCAUACCAUUCUUAAACAAUGUUUUGCACGAUUAAUUUAUGAUAAGUGCUAGUAAUGGUUCUUUGAAUAAGUUUAGGUUUUCAAUCAUGUAAAUAUAAUGAAUGCUUCCUUACAACCACGAUACACUGUGGUAGGUGAUUGUUUGAAUCCAAGAUUGGUUCGAAGAAUCAAAUAUAGUUUGAUGAAAAUGAACGCUGUAUUUUUAUCUGAUUGUUGUUAUUUGCCAGGCUACGGAAUGUUUACCUACAUCGAAGAGAGUCACAGUGUGUGGCUAAACAGCUCGUCUCUUGAAUCAGAGAAAGAAUUUGAGUUGGUCGGCAUCUUGCUCGGUUUGGCCAUCUAUAAUGGAAUCAUACUAGAUCUACAUUUUCCGCCUGUGAUUUAUAAGAAGCUUCAGAACGAGAAACUCGAUCUUCAAGACUUGUUGGGCGUUCAGCCAUCCCUGGCAAACAGUCUCAUGCAGCUGUUGGAGUUUGAUGGUGAUGUGGAGGAUACGUUUUGCUAUACAUUUCAGGUAAUGUGGAAAUAAUGGCGACCAAAUAGUAAGUCUGUUGAUCAAAUAUUUUAAUAAUUGUAACUUAAUGUCGUGAAAUAUGUAUAUAUAUGUAUAUAUAUAUUUUUUUACUAGCAGAAUUCUUAGAGCGUCCAACGGUAACCGCUCAAGUCGCCCGAAAGUCACCUCGACCGAAGUUAUGUCGAGCGAAUUCCUGAGUUAUGUUGCCCGAAAUUUUAUCCCGUUGAAUAUAUAGAGGAAUAAGGUCAGAUGAUGAGACGAAACAAGCGCGAUAAAUGAGUAAUAUAUCUCUUUCUAUAAGCCUCGACGAGACGAAACAAACGCUAGCUGUGCGGACUAUGGGCAUAUGGCGUGUGAAAAUCAUUGUUUGAAAAGUUGUUUCUUCGGUUCAAAAAGAAUUUGUUGCUGAAUCAAUAGUUUUGUGGCGCCUCAAUAUGGAUUUUGCAAUCUUUUUUAAUGUUAUCUUAAGCGACUUGAGUAAACUUUCUCUCGGUUUGAAGACAUAAACAUAACUGUGAGGUUAAAAAGUAUGAGUCACGUAGACAUUAGGGCCAUUUAUACGAGGAAAAAUAAGACGCGUCUUACAUAAGACGCGUCUUAAAUAAGACGCAAACUGUACCAUUUAUACGAGCAUGUCUUAUCUAAUAAGACGCGUCUUAGCUAAGCCGCCUCUUAUUUUAGACGAAAUGUGCCGUUUAUACGGAAAGUUCGCGUCUUAUUUUUCCUCGUAUAAAUGGCCCUAUUGACGCGUACUGCUUUGAGCGCGCUACAUUAAUAAAAUUUUAAGUUAACUGCCCCAUUGAUCGCUUUGAUAUUGUUAUAAAACAAUUAGUUCAUGCUUCAGCUGUGCGUAUAUCAAGAUAUUGAGCACUUGGGAAGUCUGGAGAGCACACGAGAGGCUAGAGUUGCCUUCGGCGCAACUCUUUGGCCUCUUGAGUGCUCUUCAAACUUCCCACUUACGCAUGAACUUCGCCACUUACGCAUGAACUACGUAACUGUUAAGUAAUAAGAUAGAAUGUUGUUGAGCGUGAUAAAAUUUCGGGUGACAUAACUCAGGAUUUCGGGCGACUUCACGAAAACUUUCUGUCGAAAUAACUCUGGUUUCGAGCGACACAACUCCGGGCGAGACGAAGUAGAUUCAGUACCAAACGGAGAGUAAACAGGUUGAAUUCAGCCCUUUUUCACAUGCUGGUUAAUGGUUUAUACCCUUGGUACGACAGUUUUCUUCUCACGCAAGGCAGCAUGUUUUGUGGCGCAGGCCGUAGGCCGACAUAUCGCAGUUAAAGGGCAAAGCCAAGAGUACCCUGGAUCCAGGGGUCUGUUCUUGAAAAACCUAGGAUGAAAUAACCCGUGCGCGCGGUUUUUUUCGCGGCGUCGCCGCAAACUAUCAGGAAUGAGGAAAAAUUAAAAACCUCUGGCAUCCUGGGUAAGCCAAGAGUGGCGAGGCAGCGAGAAAAACACAGGCAUUCGCGCGUUUCACUAUAAAGAACGAAACCAGCCGCCCAUGAAAGACGAUCUCUGCGCGAGAAAUCGAGAAAAGAGGUUGUCGGUGGGCGGUGUGUCGGUUCCAAACCUGCGCCAUUUUUGAAAUGUCACAAUAGCAUUCAGCAUGCCGUGCGUGCCAUGCUCCAAAUAGUAUCCAUCAUGCCCAUCGCUUUUCCAUUGCCAGCGCUGUUCGCAACCUUUGCUUCCACAGUCUUUUCUUUUCUAAAUCUUUCGAACAUGUAAGGCUGAUCAGGGAAGUAUUCACUAUUCCUGAAGCUUUUGCGAUGGCUGAUGCCCAAACGGCAUAUUCUAUCAUAUUGCUGCCGGCACAAUUCUGGUGCCUAAAGCCCUAAGGCGACGCACUCUAAUCUACGAUUACUGCUAGUAUUAGCAAUAAAACUAUAUGACAGAAUGGGGAGUUGGAGAUUUUCUUUCGCAGUGCUUUCAUCCACGGACUGUUUGUAGCUGAAACUAUUGUGUGCUACUGAGCGUUCUCUGAUUAUACCACGCUUUGGCGAAAUUUUUUUGUGUUUCAAACUUUCUGUUUUCAGGUCUCCUCAAGCGAGUUUGGUAGCCUUCAGAGCGUGGAACUUCUUCAAAAUGGAGAGAACAUUCCUGUGACAAACUGCAACAGGGAACAGUUUGUUUCUUUGUACGUGGACUACCUCCUUGUGAAGUCGGUUGAAAAACAAUUCAGUGCUUUUUCGCGGGGUUUUCAUAAGGUGGGUAUGUCUUGCCUUGAAACGCGCUUAGAUCUACGCGACUCGAGAAAUCACUGCUUGUGAAUCGCUCUUUCCAGCAAAUGGAAGUAACUUGUUAAUGAUUUUAUGUAUAAAAAAAAAACAAGCUAACAAAUGAUCAUUUAGUUUGUGCAAAUAUAUUUUAAUGAGAGCUGUAUUCUAGACGUUGUGCGACAAAGCUUGCUACGUUGUCGCUGGUGUAGCGAUGUAAUGAAAAUGUAUCUUUCGUUCUCCUGUGCUCUUAACUUAAACCGGCGAAUUCGUCAGCUAUCAAAUAUUCCAUGUUUUUUGUGGAGAUUUAAGGAUGUCAUCCGAUUGAUUUGGAACUUAAUAUUGUGUACCUGUCAUUUUUCAGGUUUGUGGAGGUGAAGCUCUCACUUUGUUUCGUCCUGACGAGCUUGAACUCUUAAUUUGCGGCUGCCCUGUUAUCGACUUCUACGAGCUUGAAAUAGCGGCAACCUAUGAGGAGGGCUAUGAUCACAACCACCCUACAAUCAACGUGCUCUGGAGCGUUGUUAAUGAAAUGACUUUGGAGCAGAAGAAGGCUUUCCUUAUGUUUGUUACCGGAAGUGAUCGGGUGCCUCUGAAGGGGCUCGCGAACUUGACCUUCAUUGUUCAACGACACGGCGAGGACUCGGACCGACUUCCGACCGCUCUGACCUGUUUCAAUCGCCUUCUGUUGCCGGCAUACAGCACCAGGAGUAAGCUAAAGGAAAGGCUUAUUGUUGCAAUUGAGAAUUGCAAAGGUUUUGGCUUAACUUGAUGUCCGUGUGAAUUAAGUUAGGGAUGACGAAUCUGAUGCAAGAAACUUGUAAAAAAAGAAACUAAUGUGUGGGCGGCAAGCUUUACCCUAAACUGUUCACAGUCCCCUAUCUUUCCGUAAGAUCGAGCGCUUUGCGUUUCGGGUGGCCAUCUUGGAUGCAGUGAGCAUCAAAUAUUUUAAGGGGGAGGGGGACGGUUUGGGAGUGGCCUCCCUUCCCCUCGG
Molecule: messenger RNA, 9730 nt
Organism: Porites lobata
Lineage: Eukaryota; Metazoa; Cnidaria; Anthozoa; Scleractinia; Poritidae
Source: the annotation of a GenBank genome assembly